Sciurus carolinensis (gray squirrel) is the source of this 1234-nucleotide messenger RNA. RefSeq names its product potassium channel tetramerization domain containing 14 (gene Kctd14). Gene Ontology annotation, molecular function: protein binding. NCBI's taxonomy places the organism in Eukaryota, Metazoa, Chordata, Mammalia, Rodentia, Sciuridae. The transcript is spliced from 2 exons. Bases 7 to 768 code for a protein of 253 amino acids. Gene Ontology annotation, biological process: protein homooligomerization. The record is from RefSeq and is a predicted model, not a curated record.
AUUUGCAUGCUGCUGGGGUUCUUAGUGCUAACUGUCCACGGAGCCCUUAUGAGUUUGACCUCGACGCCCCAGAAUACGCGGCCCAGCCCGCCGACAGUAUCCACUGUUGUACAGUUGAACAUCGGGGGCCAGAUCUACACCACCACCUUGGGCACCCUGAGAAAACUCCCAGGCUCGAAGCUCUCAGAGAUGUUCUCUAGCUCAACCAAGGCGUGCACUGAUGCAGAGGGCCGCUUCUUCAUAGAUCGCCCUGGCACCUAUUUUGGGCCCAUUCUGGACUACCUACGCAGCGGGCAGGUGCCUACACAGCACAUCCCUGAGGUGUACCGCGAGGCUCAAUUCUACGAAAUCCAGCCUUUGGUUAAGCUCUUGGAGGACAUGCCCCAGAUUUUUGGUGAGCAGGUGGCGCGGAAGCAGUUCUUACUGCGAGUGCCUGGCUACAGUGAGAAUCUAGAGCUCCUGUUGCGCCUGGCAAGGGCAGAGGCCGUGGCACUACGCUAUUCCAGUGUGGUGGUGUGUGUGGUGCGCACUGAGGAGGAAGCUGCCAGGUGUGCCCAGCCACUCUGUUCUCUGGAGGCCAGAAAGAUGCCAGUUGUCAAGUUUGGGCCCUGGAAGGUAGGCCCAGAAAUCAAGGACCUUCUGUACUGUGUGGAGAUGGACAUUAAGGCGCAGGGCUACCAGGUGUCCUGUGGGAGAUACUACCUGGAUCAUGCAUUCCGGGCCAAGGUCACUGAUUGCUUCCAUAUAUUCACCUUCACCUGGUGGUGAUCCCCAGGGGCUGGGACUGUGUUACAGGCUCUGGUGGGGCUCAUGAAAUUAAAAAAUUGUCAUCAAAAGCCAUCUUCCUUUUACUUAAUAUACAAACAUCAAACAACUUCCAAGUUUGGCUUACAGCCUUGUCCCCAAAUAUUUAUAUACACACCCUUCCUCAAACUUUCCACUCAUUGUACCUGACCCCUGUGCAUUUGCCUAGAAAGUUGCAGCUGCUCCCUCUUCAAAGCCUCACAUUCUUGCCAGACCCUUGAUGUACAAUAACAAGACUAAGAUAAAUAAAAAUGUUUCAACAAUUCUUUGCCAGGAGAUGCAGGAUAACAAAAGGAAAAGACAUGAUACCAUGAAUCUUGAUAGUCUGACCUAAAUAUGAUAUCUAUUCAGGCUCAGGUAGUGGUCCAGUCCAUCCUUACCUGGAAUGUAUCUUCCUGAGGAAAAUCUGAAGUUAGUACCUAUAAUAGAU